CUUUUCCGUAUUUUAUUUCUUCUUCUCUUUAAACUCUCUUCUUCCCAACUGAGGCAAGUCCAUCACUCGUUUAUGUUCCUGCUAAACAAUGUUGCAGAGAUAAAUUUUCUACAAGAACUAGCAUUCUUUUUGUCCCGUGAACAUACCCUUUAAGUGCCUGGAGCUGUUUUACUCUACAAACAAAACUAUAGUGAGACCUGACUAUGUUUUUGACGAGCAAUGUCCAGCGCGCUCUUCUGCAUGUUAGUGCGUCUUCUCUAUCCCAACUGAACUCCCAGAGUCUCUUUUCCAUAGAGUAUGCUGUAAAGUUGGUGAAAAAGUUAGCUGAUGAUGGCAACUUGAAAUUGGGAAAAGUUGUUCAUGCGCUUCUUAUUGUGUCUAAUCAUGCGUCAGAAGACCACGUAAUUCAAAAUAAUUGUCUCAUUAAUCUCUACUCAAGGUGUGGACAACUUGCUGUUGCUCGUCAGGUAUUCAACAGAUUGCAGCAACGAAAUGUAGUUUCUUGGAGCAUUUUAAUGGCAGGGUAUUUGCACAAUGGGUUAACUUGGGAAGUACCCAAAUUGUUCAAAGACAUGAUUUCACUGGAUAAUUUAUUCCCAAAUGAGUAUGUCUUGUCUACCGUACUUUCUUCUUGUUCCAGCGGUGGUUUGCUACACGAAGGGCGGCAGUGUCAUGCGUUAGUGUUGAAAUCAGGACUGGUGUUUCAUCAAUAUGUGAAGAAUGCUCUUCUAUCCUUGUAUACAGUGUCUUCAGAUAUGGAAGGGGUUCUGGAAAUCUUGAAGUUUAUUCCUGGAUUAGACAACAUUACUUAUAAUUCUGUUCUGAAGGGGCUCUUGGAUCAUGGGUAUACAAAUGAAGCAUUGGAUGUCUUCUCAAGGAUGUUGGCUGAGGGCUCAGUGGGGGACAGCAUUAGUUAUGUGAAUGUAUUUGGUCUUUGUGCUCGUCUCAAGGAUUUGAAAUUGGGUCAGCAAGUUCACUGCAGAAUGCUGAAGUCUGGUCUUCAGCUUGAUGUGUUCUUAAGUAGUGCAAUCAUGGACAUGUAUGGAAAGUGUGGUGAAAUUUUAAGUGCAAGAUAUAUUUUUUAUUCUUAUCCUGACCAUAAUGUGGUGUCUUGGACGACAAUUUUGGCUGCAAAUUUCCAAAAUGAGUGUUUUGAGGAAGCCCUGAAACUGUUCUUACAAAUGGAACUUCAGGAUGUUGAGCCAAAUGGAUACACUUUUGCAGUGUUGUUGAAUUCCUGUGCGGGUCUAUCAGCACUUGGGUGCGGGAAAACAUUACAUGCACGUGUUGAGAAGACAGGACAUAGAGCUUUUGUUGUAGUUGGGAAUGCUUUGAUCAAUAUGUAUUUUAGGAGUGGCCAAAUUGAAGCCGCCAGGGCUUUAUUUUCAAACAUGAUAUGUCGAGAUACUGUUACUUGGAAUUUGAUAAUAACAGGUUUCUCUCAUCAUGGGCUUGGUGAGGAUGCAUUGUAUGUGUUUCAGGACAUGUUAGCUGCCAAAGAACAACCAAACUAUGUCACCUUUAUCGGGGUUCUUUUGGCUUGUGGACAUUUGGGUAGGAUAGAAGAAGGAUUUUACUACUUGCAGCAUCUAAUGAGGGAGAUUGGCCUUGAACCUGGGUUAGAGCACUAUACCUGUGUUGUAGGGCUCUUAGGUAAAGCUGGAAAACUUUAUGAGGCUGAGAGUUUCAUGAGGACGACGCCAAUCACAUGGGAUGUUAUUGCGUGGCGUACUUUGCUUAAUGCUUGCAACGUCCACCGCAAUUAUGAUUUAGGAAAGAGAGUGGCAGACCAUUUGUUGCAAUUGAACCCCAACGAUGUGGGAACCUAUAUCUUGUUGUCCAAUAUGCAUGCCAAGGUGAAAAGGUGGGAUGGUGUAGCAAAGAUUCGGAAGUUAUUAAGAGAAAGGAACAUAAAAAAAGAACCUGGAUUGAGCUGGACUGAAAUAAGAAAUGAAACUCAUGUGUUCGUUUCUGAUGACACUCAACACCCAGAGACCGCUCAAAUCCAUGAGAAGGUGAGAAAAUUGUUGGCUGAAAUAAAACCAUUGGGUUAUGUUCCAGACACGGCUUCUGUCCUGCAUGACGUUGAGCAAGAACAACAAGAGGGUUAUCUUAGUUACCACAGCGAAAAGCUGGCUGUAGCAUAUGCUCUCAUGAAAACACCUUCCCAAGCGCCAAUUCAUAUUAUUAAGAAUCUCAGAAUAUGUGAUGAUUGCCAUUCUGCUUUGAAGCUUAUCUCGAAGGUCACCAUGAGAGUGAUAGUUGUAAGAGAUGUCAAUCGGUUCCAUAGUUUUCAAUAUGGGUCCUGUUCGUGUGCAGAUUACUGGUGAAACAUCACAAGAUUGGCAUGUAGUUUCUUACAAGGGGUCAAAGGAGAAUUUUUCCUGCUGUUACCUAAAAUCAGAAAUGUGUUGGUCUGUGAUCCUCAUUGUAGUACUCCUGAGGUGUACCUAACUCCACUCCGUACUUCAUGCUAACAGUGUGCUUCACUCCCAAGAAGUUGUAAUUCCAUGGACAAUUAUCAGGUGUCAUGUAAAAGCCAAGGAAUCGGUCACUCAAGAGCAUCUGGACCUUCUCGUAAUGAGUCGGCAGUGUUUGUUAUUCUCCAGGAUCCGAGCAUGUGAAGUAACAUCCUGUGGCGAUAACUGAGAAAGCUCAUUUGGUUGUGUAUGCAUCCAUCCCAAAGGCUCCAAGUCAGUGAGAAAAUCAUGGAAGACCUGAAGGUAGAUGCACCUGCUGAUGUGUCCCCCACUGUGGAGGCACUGCAAUACAUCGGAUUUAUUUCACCUGGGGAUUAUCUGGUGGACUUACGGCAUACAAGUAACCAGCAGUUUGUGUUCGCAGAUCAGCAGUGCAGAUGAACUUCUUCAGAAAAAAUUUCGGCAUGUUAAAUUGCUCUGACACGCCAAUCUGUUUUAGAGCCAAAGGCAGCUUGCUCAUAGGGACUUUUUGUAGUAACAAUCAACUCAUCACCAUGGACAUCAGUGGUCUUUGUGGUAACAGCAGUCAGUUGACUUCCUUCCUUGGCCUGUUUCUCAAUCUCAGCUUUCUGUUGGCGCUGCUGCGAUGGAGGAGUUAUAUCAGCUCCAAGUAUAAUGUCACGGAUCUCAGACUGUGUCAAUGCUGAUGUAUUGACACUGUUCUUUUUUGCAUAGUCUGAGAGAAUGAGAUCUCUAAGCGCUACCUCAACCUUCAUCCACUGGUCAUCUGUAAGUGAAGGCCAGAUGUGGCGAGGCUCUGUGACGACCGACUUGUCAGGCUUGAGUAACAUCUUAGCCUUUUCAUUGUUCACGUGGAGUGCACGCAGGUUGAGGAUGAGCCUGGAGAAUGCUCCAAAAAAAGACGAGAUGCUUGUUCCUAAUUCAGAUUUUGCUGUUGAAGGUCCUCAGCCAAUGGAAGUUUCUGCUUUCCCGUUUUCUGAAAUCCUGACAAGGCUGAGACACGGUAUUGGACAAGAGCCAUGUUGCAUCACCAUAUCAACUUAUCGAGAAUAUUUCAUACAGGCUUUUAACGAUCUAAUCUUCUUCUAUCAAUCACUUUCGGCUUCUCAUGCUUGCCAAUUCCACCGAAAGUAAAAAACCAAAGCAGAAAUUUGACGUGGUAUCUGCAUAAGUUUCUCAAAGUUCUUUGUGCUCGCACAAAAGCACGCAUGCAUAUGAACAUGCAAGCUUUACUUAAUAGAAUCAGUUCUUCUUCAUUUAACACCGGUGCUUAAUAAAUAAGUUAUGACAAGAGAAUCUUUGCAGAAGGGAGUUAACUGAUAACACCACAUGUUCACGGGGCUUCUUGUGUAUGAUGUUGUCUGAGAUACUACCAUACUUGAUGCAGAGGAGUCUGCACGUUUACUUCCCAGUUUAAAGAUGAAAUUUAAGUACGCCGGGGAUCUAUCAUAGAACUCUCCAGAGACCAUGAGUACAUACUUUGCACAACAAGUUGAUGUUUGACGCAGUAUAAAUGAGGCUACAAUGAAGGGAAGACUCACCUGCCUUUGCUCAGUCGAUACAUCACAUUGUUCUGCAUGCUUUUUGGUAUUAUCUGGCUUAUGUGUCAGUGAUAUUAUAAGAACCGUUGAUAAGCUGAUUGAAAAAGCAGGUGGUUUUGCUGGUGUUUUUUCGGGCUUUGCUCGGCAUGGUUAAGCUAUAUUGGGGCCUGAGACAAACAUACAUCUGGUGAAGCUACUCAUCUACCAACUGUGUGGCCGCUGUUUUGCUUUAUCUACGUAUUUGUCUUUCUGGGAAUGAUAGGAGAUAGCAUAAACACAUAGAAUUUAGUAUGUUAUUGUAAUUUAGCAUUCAAAACUUCCAUUUUCCCGGUGUACUUUUCAUCUUAAAAAAUAAUGAGUAUGAGAAGAUGUUCAAUACUAUUUCAUAAAACUUUCCUUGCAUUGCUUUCUAUUGCAACGCACCUUCUCUUUUGUCAUAAACAUUUUUUGGGAGCUUGACGGAAUUGCAGUUGAAGCAAGGAAAGUUCUUCUGCAGAGCUUCCCAGGGACAAAUAUGUAUAUUUUCGCAUUCUCU
Messenger RNA from Lycium barbarum (goji berry), 4517 nucleotides. RefSeq names its product pentatricopeptide repeat-containing protein At5g39680. Gene Ontology annotation, biological process: RNA modification. NCBI's taxonomy places the organism in Eukaryota, Viridiplantae, Streptophyta, Magnoliopsida, Solanales, Solanaceae. The transcript is spliced from 12 exons. Gene Ontology annotation, molecular function: zinc ion binding; protein binding; RNA binding. The record is from RefSeq and is a predicted model, not a curated record. Bases 204 to 2330 code for a protein of 708 amino acids.